Didymella exigua CBS 183.55 is the source of this 1680-nucleotide messenger RNA. Its product is annotated as MFS general substrate transporter. Gene Ontology annotation, molecular function: transmembrane transporter activity. NCBI's taxonomy places the organism in Eukaryota, Fungi, Ascomycota, Dothideomycetes, Pleosporales, Didymellaceae. Gene Ontology annotation, biological process: transmembrane transport. Gene Ontology annotation, cellular component: membrane. The coding region runs from base 103 to 1680 and encodes 525 amino acids. The transcript has 6 exons. The record is from RefSeq and is a predicted model, not a curated record.
GUUUGAUGUCAUUGUGUGCAAAGUGCUGUAUUUCUAUCCUGUCUCGUUCUCUUCUACCGAGCCGACGCUCUUUCUUCUGAUCAUCCUUCUUCAUCGGCAGCCAUGUCUGAGAAGCCCUCCCACGAGCGUGUUUCGCGCGACUUGGAAGAGUCGCCUGUACGCAAAAUAUCUGUAUCGCGCUCCAUCGGUGGCCAUGGCAGGAGCAAAGAAGAGGAAAUAGAGCGCAUCGACAAACUGGCAACAGCUCCAGGCGUAACUCUUGAAUCUUUCGCACAUCUGGACGAGAAGAAAAUCUUACGCAAGAUGGACUGGCAUCUUAUCCCAAUGCUUGCUCUUCUCUAUUUGCUGAGUUUCCUUGAUCGUGGAAACAUCGGCAAUGCGAAAAUCGAGGGACUGCAGGAGAACCUAGGCAUGACUGGCGCGCAGUACAAUUGGUGUUUGACUGCUUUUUUCUUCACAUACGCCGCAUUCGAGGUUCCGUCUAAUCUUCUGCUCAAGAGACUGCGCCCGUCCAUUUGGCUGCCAACGAUCAUGGUAGCGUGGGGUAUCGUUAUGACACUGAUGGGCAUCGUGAAGGACUACCACGGCCUCCUGAUCGCGCGCAUCUUCCUGGGGGUAACAGAGGCGGGGUUGUUUCCAGGUGUUGCUUAUUAUAUUACGAUGUGGUACUGUCGCCAUGAGGCGCAAUUUCGACAAGCACUAUUUUUCAGUGCAGCUUCCGUCGCAGGCGCAUUUUCCGGUCUUAUGGCAUUUGGUAUCGCACACAUGGAUGGCGUCGGCAAUCUAGAGGGUUGGAGAUGGAUCUUCAUUCUCGAAGGGAUCUUGACUGUCUUCGUUGCAAUCCUGGCGUACUUCACGCUGUACGACUUCCCAGAAACAGCGAGCUUCUUGACCGAAGAAGAGCGAGCGUUCGUCGUGUACCGCCUCAAGUACCAAGGGGCAUCGAAUACGACUACCCAUGGUAUGCGUGUAGCGCAGGACGAUACCUUUCAGUGGAAAUUUGUGAGGGCUGCGUUCCUUGAUUGGCAGAUCUGGACAAACAUCUGGGUCUAUUGGGGCAUCGUAUGUCCCUUGUACGGCAUUUCGCUCUUCUUGCCCACGAUCAUUCGCGGUCUUGGAUACACUUCAUCCACGGCCCAGCUCCUGACUGUGCCGAUCUACAUCACAGCAUCCGUACUUGCGAUCGCAGUAGCGUGGUGGAGUGAUCGUGUCGGCAAACGGUACCCCUUCAUUCUGGUCUGCCUCUGCAUCAUGGCCGUCGGGUUUAUCAUGUGCGUUUCAAGCGCAACACCAGGUGUCAUUUACGCCGGUGUGUUCAUCGCAGCAUGCGCUUUGUAUCCAGCUUUCCCCGGAAACAUCACCUGGUUGUCGAACAAUUUGGCCGGUUCGACCAAGCGCGCCACAGGCCAAGCCAUCCAGAUAGCUGUGGGCAACCUUGCAGGUGCCAUGGCUUCCAACUUCUAUCGCGCUGAAGAUGCGCCUCGUUAUAUCCUCGGGCACACUCUGGAGCUUGGAUUCAUUGGCGCAGGUAUUAUCGGCCUCCUUGUGUUGGUGUUCAACUACAAGAGGAUCAACAAGAAGCGGGAGCGCCAGCUAGCAGAGGGCACGCACAAUGGGUAUACGCCGGAGGAGCUCGGCGAGCUUGGGGAUCGUUCUAUGACUUUCAAUUAUGUCUUGUAG